AUGUUCAACCGCAACUUCCUUCUCGGUGCCCUCGCUGCCGCCGCAACCGGUGCCUUUGCCCAAGAUUCUGGCUCGGAGAACAUCCGCUUCGGCAAUGCAUUUUCUCUAGGUGCCACAAACUCGUACAUCAUCGAGGCAGAGACUACUCUCUACCCCGGCAAGACCCAGAGCGGCGAUACCCCUCGUCUGGCUCUUUGGCCCGGUAUGGGAACCGACCAGGGCCAACUCAUCCAAGCAAUCGUCCUGGGCUCCACAGAUGCUCAAGGCGUCCAAUGUGGUGGUAAGCCGCACGUAAACGGACAAUGGUGUGCAUUUGCCAGUGCGCUGCAGAACGGCGUUCAACUUCAAGGCAACACUUUUCCCGUAGAUUCGAACCAAGACAAAUACGAUCAAGCCUCAGGCAACACCAUCCAAACCGUCAGCGUUGAAGACAAGACUGUUUCCACCCUGACGACCAAAUCUGGCAAGGCUAUUGGCUUUGGCACAGCCGAAGAAGCGCAGAAUAAAUUCAAGGGUGUGGUGUAUGAGCACUCUUACGUCAACACGACUGUCGUUCUUGCUGCUGCAGACUCUCAGUUCGCUUCUACUCUGGUGAAGAAUGGUGCUAUUGGUAAUCUUGUCACAAAAGACAACAAGACUUUCAAGGUCGACAAGAUUACUAUUGCUCAGUAUAGCUUCCCUGCCAGCGUGUAG
Molecule: messenger RNA, 693 nt
Organism: Aureobasidium vineae
Lineage: Eukaryota; Fungi; Ascomycota; Dothideomycetes; Dothideales; Saccotheciaceae
Source: the annotation of a GenBank genome assembly